Molecule: messenger RNA, 2025 nt
Organism: Nyctereutes procyonoides (raccoon dog)
Lineage: Eukaryota; Metazoa; Chordata; Mammalia; Carnivora; Canidae
Product: uteroferrin-associated basic protein 2-like
Exons: 5
Coding region: 714-1985 (423 amino acids)
Biological process (GO): negative regulation of endopeptidase activity
Molecular function (GO): serine-type endopeptidase inhibitor activity
Source: RefSeq, a predicted model, not a curated record
CCAGUAAAAGUCAGCAGGGAUCCAGGUCACAAUCCAAAGCCCCAUCACCCUCCAUCAGUGCUCUUUUCCACAAAUCCUCCCAGGUAACUAGCUUCAUGAAGGUUUCUGGUUGACACAUUCCCAUUCCUCGGAGCCCUUGGGAAGGGUAAUCUGCAGGUCAGUCACCUUUAUUGCAGAAUUACAGUAAAAAAAUCAACAGGCCCUAAAUGAGUAUCCAGCCAAGAACAAUGCUCCUGUGCCUUCAGAGUCCGAAUCUGAUCAUGGUUGUGGGCUAACUCCUAGUGGCCAGGUUGUCAUGAUGCGACAUUUCAGGGGCUGAGUGAUUUCAUUCAUCCAUUCCAACAAAAACUCACUCAACACCUAGCAGGUGCUGGGAGGGAGUCAGACAGACCAGGUCCCUGGCCCCACUGGGCCUAGACGGGGGUGACGGCACCACCACAACCACAAAAUCAGACCUAUAAAUAGAUCAACGAGGAAGGCUGUGAAGGCAUAGAACAGGACGAUUGCAGGAGAGGGUGGGACAGAGGAUGGGCUUUUGUGAGCAUAAAGCCUGAGUUAGGGAUGAACAGGCAUGUUGAGACAAGGAGACCCUGAGCCCGGCAUGGUGGAACCGAAGUCAGUGAAGUACAAGGAGCUCAGCAUUGUUGGCCGAGGAGGGCGGCCCGCGUUUGGUGGGGGACUGCACUAAACCAGCUCCCUGGAUUGCCGCAGAAAUGUCCCACAGGAAAAUGCACCUGGCUCUCUCUCUGGCCCUCAUCCUCUGUGGCCUUUUUAAUAGCAUCUUCUGUCAAGUGAAACAAAGAUCCAAAUGGAGCAUUUACCCAGUCUCGUCAUGGGAAGUUUCACCUGUCCACCACAAGAUCGAAGCUGGCAAUAAGGCUUUUGCUCACAAAUUGUUCAAAACCCUGUUAAUGGAGCAUCCCAGAAAGAAUAUCAUCUUCUCCCCUCUGAGUAUCUCUGCCUCCUUCGCCAUGCUUUCCCUGGGGACCAGAUCCACAACGCUCACCAACCUCCUUGAGGGCCUUGGAUUUGACCUCAAAGUCAUCAAGGUAUGGGACGUGCACCAUGGCUUCCAGAGCGUCAUCCAGAUGCUGAAGCAGCUAAAUAGGGCAGGCCACCUGAUGCAUAGGGACAUGCUCUUUAUUGAUAGCAAUAGGAAGAUCAACUCACCGUUUCUGUGGGACACACAGGCGAUGUAUGAUGUGAGGGCCCGGAUGAUUGACUUCCGAGAUGUAGUAAAGACCAAAAAGCAAAUCAAUCACUUUGUGGCUGAAAAAACGCACAAGAGAACCAAGGAACUCAUCACCUCUCUGAACCCUCAUACUUUCUUGUUUCUUGUAGACUACGUUUUCUUCAAAGGCACUUGGGAAAUGGCUUUUCAUAGCAACCUCAUGCACAAGGAGGACUUCUUUGUGGAUAAGCACACCACAGUGCCGGUGGACAUGAUAUGGAAGACGGGACAAAUGAUUUACAGCCGAUCGGAGGAGCUGUUUGCUACAAUGGUUAAAAUUCCUUUCAUUGGAAACAUGUCCAUAGUCCUUGCGCUCCCAGACGUGGGACAGCCUGACUCUGCUGUAAAAGAAAUGGUUGUUCAGAGAGCUACACUCCUGAAAUCCAGUAAUAUGAGAUGGGUGCACAUAAUUAUGCCCAAGUUCAAGAUCUCCUCCAAGAUAGACUUAAAAAAAAUUCUUCCCAAGAUGGGCAUCAGUAAUGUGUUUACUACAGGAGCAAACUUCUCAGGCAUCACAAAGGAGGAUUUCCCAACUAUUUUUGAGGCGAUGCAUGAAGCCACAAUGGAGGUGAGCAAGGAAGGCAAGAUGGACACCUCCAAGGACAUGGACUCAAGGAACACCAUCGCCUGUCACACAUAUACAGCAACCCCUUUGGUUGUAAAAUUCAACAGACCUUUCUUCCUGUUUGUGGAGGAUUGGAUGACUCAAAGAGCAAUCCUCAUGGGCAAAGUCUUCAACCCCACAGCUGAGUAAAAAUGGGGCCGGGCUCCACAGAGUUGGAAUUCAGCUGUUC